Molecule: messenger RNA, 3815 nt
Organism: Epinephelus moara (kelp grouper)
Lineage: Eukaryota; Metazoa; Chordata; Actinopteri; Perciformes; Serranidae
Gene: lrp10
Product: low density lipoprotein receptor-related protein 10
Exons: 10
Coding region: 153-2555 (800 amino acids)
Cellular component (GO): plasma membrane
Molecular function (GO): protein binding
Source: RefSeq, a predicted model, not a curated record
CAGAACUUGUCAACAAGAAAGGCCGACUGACAUGAUGAAGUCUUCCUGAUCAAACCUCCCAUAAUGGCUCUUCCAUGACAUUUUUUUUUAUCCUUUUAAAGUCCUCGGUUUUUAUAUAAUUUCCAACAUUUUGGAGGAGAAGCAUUACCACAAUGACAGUCACUUACAACCUCUUUGCCGUCCUAGUUGUCACCAUAGCAGCAUUUGAGCCAGCCCUCUGCUCUGCCCGCUGUGGGCAUUCCCUCCAAGUCUUAGACGGUAAAGUGGGAGAGAUCCGGAGUUCUGCUUACCACAGCUGGUCUUACCGCUUUGGCCCCACCUAUGACUGCUGGAUCAUCAAGGGUGCAGAAGGAGAACCGAUUGUUCUCAGCUUUUCCCAGUUUUCAGCGCGGUGUAGGAAGGAAUGGGUGUCUAUAAAAUCAUCAGCUGGCGGUGAUCCGGUUGUCCUAUGUGGCUCCAAGUUGCCGCAGCCAAUGGAGUUCCCGGGGGGGAACAUUACAGUGGUGCACCACUUCCUCCCGCAUCAGUUUCCGGUGUCGUCUUUUCUGCUGAACUACGCCAGAGACUCUGGUGAAUGCCCAGUAACAUCCUUUGAGUGCCUGGGGGGCCGCUGCCUUCCUCUCUCUUGGCGCUGCAACGGCCAGGUGGAGUGUCUCGGUGAAGGUGCCGGCCUCGGCACUGAUGAAAAGGCCUGUGAGGCAGAAGAGGAGACCCCAGAACCCCCAAAGUAUGGCAGCACGCAGGCAGAUGAGACCAAAGCGGAGCCGUACAGUGAGAAGAACUAUGAUAGGGACUUGGAGAGGCAACAUGGUACAGAUUCUGAGUCUGAUCUGUGGGCGCUGCUGAAGCAGAGGGACGAGGAGGAGGCCCAGGUGGAUCGAGAGCAGCCUCAGACUCGCAUGGAGCCCGUUGUGACGCCCACUCCAAUUGAGUGGCCCUGUGGAGGGCUCCUCCAGACCUUCUAUGGGACCUUUUCUCCUCCAGCCAUCCGGGGCCCCGCGCUGUACUGUGUGUGGACUGUGGAUCCUCAGGACUCCAGACCACUGAGACUGGACCUGCAGCAGCUGGUGCUGGGACCCGGGGAUAGACUCACUGUGUACAACAGAGAGCAAGGCAAAGGAGAAGUUAUUAAAACUAUCACUAGCGCCUCCAAUUACAAAUCAAUCCAAGUUGAAUCCCACACUGGCCUGCUGUCGCUGACGUAUGAGACGCUUCCUGGCUCGGAGGGGAGCGGCUUCAACGCCACUUUCCAUGUCGGGACUUACUGCCCCCCGUGGGAGGGCCGGUGUGGCGGAGCAGCAGGAGGAUGCUUUACCCAGGAGCAGCACUGCGACGGGAAAUGGGACUGUCCCGAGACUGGAAAGGACGAGGAGGGUUGCAGGGGCUGCGGUCUGAGCCAGUUUGCUUGUGGAUUAGCGGGGCAGAGAGCGGUGGCAUCCAGUCACUUCGCUGGCAGACCGGUGUGCUACCCAGUCACGGAGAGAUGCAACUACCAGCUGUACUGUGCUGAUGGCAGCGACGAGAGAGACUGCACCUUCUGUCAGCCAGGGACCUUUCAUUGUGACAGCGACAGGUGUGUCUUUGAGAGCUGGCGCUGUGACGGCCAGGUGGACUGUAAGGACGGAACAGACGAGCUCAACUGCACUGUCAUCCUGCCCCGCAAGGUCAUCACCGCGGCAACGGUGGGCAGCCUGGUCUGUGGGCUGCUGCUGGUGAUCGCCAUGGGCUGCACCUGUAAACUGUACUCGCUCAGGACCAGGGAGUAUAGCUUGUUUGCACCAAUCAGCCGCCAGGAAGCGGAGCUGAUCCAGCAGCAGGCUCCUCCCUCCUACGGUCAGCUGAUCGCCCAGGGCAUCAUCCCCCCAGUGGAGGACUUCCCCACAGAAAACCCCAAUGAGACCUCGUCUCUCUCUCUGAGGGGAAUUCUCCAGCUCCUCCGUCAGGAUGCCGCCAACUCCCCACACCGCAGACGCAGGCCCCGAUUCGUCCGCCGGGCUGUUCGCCGCAUGAGAAGGUGGGGUCUGAUCCCCAGACCUCCCUCCAGGCCGAGUCAAGCGUCCAGCUCCGGUCAGCAGCAGUCAGACGCCGCUCCCUCCGGACAGGAACCAGCUCACUCCACUCCCACCAGCUCCUCGUCGGCCGUGGAGGCGGUCAACCAGCCGGUGCCUCAGAAACUUGGCUUGCUGGCUCAGUCAGAGCAGCAGCAGCAGCAGCAGCAGGAAGCGCCGCCUCCUCUACUGCCACUGCCACUGCCACCCGUCGCCUCCCCACCUCCACCUCCGUACGCUCCCCCAGCUCCAAGCCCGGUCACUCCCCACACUCCUCCCGUCGCCGUCCCCCCGAGCAGCCCCUCCCUGGCCUCCAUCUUUCACACGCUGGGCCUGAGCAUCUCCCUCUUCAGAGCCUCGCCCUCGUCCUCCUCCACCAACUCCAUGCCCCUCUCCGCCUCCCCUUCGUUCUCCUCCUCCUCCUCAUCCUCCUCAGACGAUGACGUGCUGCUUAUCCCCCUGUCUGAAGACACCACUUCAGAGGAUGACGUGCCCAUGCUCACCUGAAUGACUCCCCCAACCCGCCCCUCCUCGUAUCUCCUUUACUCACUGAUAAUAACUGAAACCCAGUCUUACCACGUUUGUUUGAACUCGAGCACAGGCCACGGCGAGACUCACCCGCACUGUGCAAGUCUGGUGCCUUUUGAAAUUGCUUUGAGUUGUUGGAAUCAAGUAUUCUACCUUUCUUUUUUUUUCUUCAAAGACCUCCUUGAGAAAGUUUUAGACGAAAAGCAUGGCCGAGGUAUGUUUGAGAGUAAGUGUAGGUGAGUAUUGGACGUGCACUUACAGUUAUUAAUGCUAGGCUGCACAUUGAAGGUAAACUUUUGCACAGAAGAAUCUUCCCUAUCCAGAAACUGAGGCAGGCUACUGUCAGAUUGAAUGAUUAGAGUUUUUAGAUGGAAAAUAUUGUGUUUGUAUGACUGCAACUGUGUGAAUGCAUUUGCAUUUUGAGUCUUACAUUGACAGUGGAGUAUGUUUGUAGAUGUGGAUUGUCUCCACAUACUUCUGCCACUUGCAUCCGGUUUCAUGUUAUAUCACAGAUAAUCUAAGAAAACCCCCCCCCCCUAUUUAAGUGCCUUUUGAGGAGUUUCCUGCAGAUGGCUCGAUGAUUCCUGAGAUACACACUGCACACCAAAAACACACGGAGGCACACGUUUUCUCACGUCAUAGCACGCACCAACACAUCAACGGCUUUAUUGUAACAUGAUGAAUAUAAUGCAUGUACUCUGCAAGCUGGCAAUAACUUUUUGGGACCCCUGUUAUAGUGCACACUGAUUGCAACAUUUCGAGUACACACACACAUGCUCGUGUACCCUUCCCAAGUGAAUGUAUGUAAUCUAAACAAGCAAACGUGUCAAAAGACAAUCUCUUCGGUGCCUGAUUUUAGGAUGUGUGUGCGUGUGUAGUGUGCACGGCCCCGCUGACGAAAGGGGCCCCGAAUUCACACAAAAAAAAAACAACCUCAACUUGAAUCUUCAACCCUCGAGGGGAAUCAUUCUGUCACAUUUUGACACAACAGACUUGUGGUGUGCCAUUUGUAUUAUUGUACAUUUUAUGGUGUUUUUAUUUCAGCGAGUUACUUUUCUUUUUUCCUCUUCAGUUGUUUUGCUUUGUUGAAUGUAUUAGGGUCGACGUGGAGUAGCCAGACGUUUUAAAUUUGCAAUGUAAUGAGGUAAAUAAGAGAGAAAGUGAUUUUAUGGUUUAUUAGGGUCAACUUCACUGUAUAUAAGUAAAAAUGUGGCUGAGAUUAAACGAUUUGCACUUUUA